Molecule: messenger RNA, 1509 nt
Organism: Eurypyga helias (sunbittern)
Lineage: Eukaryota; Metazoa; Chordata; Aves; Eurypygiformes; Eurypygidae
Gene: LAP3
Product: leucine aminopeptidase 3
Exons: 12
Biological process (GO): proteolysis
Cellular component (GO): cytoplasm
Molecular function (GO): metalloaminopeptidase activity; manganese ion binding
Source: RefSeq, a predicted model, not a curated record
GGUCUUGUUCUGGGAACCUACUCAAGCGAAAAGGAUGAAGGUGCUGCCCAGUUCACUAGUGCUGGAGACGCGUUCGACAGGCUUGUGUCUGGGAAGCUGAGAGAACUUCUCUCUCUGUGUGGGCCACCUUUGAAGAAAGGCAAAACACGCAUAUUCCAUGGUUUGCAUCAGGACUUUCCGAGUGUGGUUGUAGUUGGCUUGGGUAAGAAGAAUGCUGGAGUAAAUGACCAAGAAAACUGGAAUGAAGGCAAAGAAAAUAUUCGUGCAGCUGUUGCAGUUGGUUGUAGACAGAUCCAAGAUCUGGAGAUCCCUUGUGUUGAAGUAGACCCCUGCGGAGAUGCUCAAGCGGCUGCAGAAGGUGCUGUCCUUGGAUUGCAUGAAUACAAUGAGCUGAAGCAAAAAAAGAAACCUGUAGUUACUCCUCAGCUUCAUAGAAGUGAUGAAGGUGAAGCCUGGCAAAGAGGUGUUAUCUAUGCUGAGGGUCAGAACCUCGCUCGGUACCUUAUGGAGGCUCCAGCUAAUUAUAUAACUCCACUCAAAUUUGCCGAACAUAUUGAACAGAAGCUCAGAAGUUUCAGCAAUGUGAAGGUCCAUAUAAGACCAGAGUCUUGGAUAGCAACACAGCAGAUGGGAGCAUUCCUGAGUGUAGCUAAGGGUUCAGCCGAGCCUCCCAUCUUUCUGGAGAUUCACUACUAUGGUGGUGCUAAUACAAAUGACUCCCCGUUGGUAUUUGUAGGAAAAGGAGUUACAUUUGACAGUGGUGGCAUUUCACUGAAGCCGUCGUCAGGUAUGGAUGCGAUGAGAGCAGAUAUGGGAGGGGCAGCAACUAUCUGUUCAGCCAUUGUGACAGCAGCAGCUUUAAAUCUACCUCUUAACAUAAUUGGUUUGGCACCCCUCUGUGAAAAUAUGCCCAGCGGUAAGGCAAACAAGCCUGGGGAUGUAGUUAGAGCCAAGAACGGAAAAACAAUACAGGUAGAUAACACCGAUGCGGAAGGAAGACUGCUGUUAGCUGACGCGCUCUGUUACGCCCACGGUUUUAAUGCAAGGGCUAUUGUGAACGCUGCAACAUUAACAGGUGCCAUGGAUGUUGCAUUGGGGUCUGCUGCAACUGGAGUGUUCACAAACUCAUCUUGGCUUUGGACGCACCUAUAUGAGGCCAGCAUUUUAACAGGAGACAGAGUUUGGAGAAUGCCUCUUUUUGAACAUUACACAAAACAAGUAACAGACUGUCCUCUUGCAGAUCUGAGUAACAUUGGGAAGUACAGCAGAGCUGGAGGCGCAUGCACAGCUGCUGCAUUCCUGAAGGAAUUUGUGACUGCCUCUCACUGGGCUCAUUUAGAUAUAGCUGGUGUGAUGGCGAAUAAAGACGAGGUGCCCUAUCUUCGAAAAGGCAUGGCAGGGCGGCCUACCAGAACGCUGGUUGAGUUUGCAGCUCGAUUAAGUCAAGACAGUCACAGUACCACGUAAAACACGUACUCUAAAAUCAUCCGUGCUGCCUUAAGGAAAAAA